Molecule: messenger RNA, 2983 nt
Organism: Archocentrus centrarchus (flier cichlid)
Lineage: Eukaryota; Metazoa; Chordata; Actinopteri; Cichliformes; Cichlidae
Gene: wnt10b
Product: wingless-type MMTV integration site family, member 10b
Exons: 9
Coding region: 736-2025 (429 amino acids)
Biological process (GO): cell fate commitment; multicellular organism development; neuron differentiation
Cellular component (GO): extracellular region
Molecular function (GO): frizzled binding; cytokine activity
Source: RefSeq, a predicted model, not a curated record
CGGAAUCUGGCCUUAAACAACAUGAAAGCAUGGAUCCAUCCUGCCUUGUACCAACUGUUCAGUGUUCCCAUCUUCUGAUGCCUGCUCCCAGCCGGAUAACACACCAUGUCACAAAGCUCAAAUCAUCUCAAACUGGUUUGAUGACCUCCACAGUCACCUGAUCUCAAUCCGAUUAAACACCUUUAGGAGGAGGUGGAACAGGAGAUUCACAUCAUGGAUGUUCAGCCAACAAAUCUGCAAGAACUAUGUGGUGCUAUUAUGGAUGUCUCAUGGAUGUGCAGCGGAUCGGCUUCAGCAUCAUGGCAAUGACAGCUUCACUGAGAUGAUUCUAUCAUGUCAAGGCGGGCCGAAAUACUUGUAGCUAUUCACUGUUUCCAGCACCCUUUUGAAUCUAUACCAUGAAGAAUUAAGGGGGUCCAACCUGGUGCCAGCAAGGUGAAGUGUCUGAUGAAGCCAAAGAAGGUUGAUGACAGAGUGAAACUACCAGCAAGUCAGGAGGCCCCAUUUCAAAUGCAAACACAGGAGAUCCAGAUGCCAGAAAACGCAGUGACUAGCGCCAAGUAAAGCGACAGUGUCUUCCCACAUGCUUGCUGUUCAUAGAAGCUGCUCGCUGCAGCUGUACCCUGAACAGGCGACAAGAUGCAUGUGGCUUUGGCUGCCAGAUGCUGGGGAUAAUGGAUAGGACUGCAGAGGGAAAGAUGGAGAGGCUGUGGAAGGCCAGAAGAUGAUGAAGUGAUGGAGAUGUUAGGAGGCCACGGCCAUUGUGAUGCUGGGUGGCUGUUACUCUGGAGCUGCCAUCUGGCAAAAAGGGUGCUGUGUAAUGAUAUCCUCAGCCUGAAGGUGGCAGGAGAUCCAGUGCUAACCCCUAACUCUGUGUGCCUCAGGCUGGCAGGCCUCAGUAAACGUCAGAUGCGGAUGUGUGUGCGGAACCCUGAUGUGACAGCAUCUGCUCUGCAGGGCAUCCAGGUGGCCAUCCACGAAUGCCAGCACCAGCUCCGGGACCAGCGCUGGAACUGCUCCUUGCUGGAGGGCUUUGGCAAACUGCCCCACCACAACACCAUCCUCAACAGGGGGUUUCGCGAGAGUGCCUUCUCUCUGGCCUUGCUGGCGGCGGGUGUGGCUCACUCUGUGGCCUCGGCUUGCAGCAUGGGCAAGUUGCGGGGGUGUGGCUGCGAGUCCAAGCGUCGCCAGGACGAUGACAAGAUCCGGCUGAAACUCACACAGCUGCAGCUGCAGACGCUUCAGAAGGGAGGGGCAGGCAUCGACUUAACACGGUCAUUACCCUCAGAGCUAAAUGGUCAUCAUGGCAGCCUGCCCACUAACCUGCUCUCAACCCACCCCUCGGCCCUUCUCAAGCCCUUACCGGAUGAGCUAAGCUCUAUGCAGGACACCUGGGAGUGGGGGGGCUGCAGUCACGACAUCCGUUUCGGGGACCGUUUCUCCAGGGACUGGCUCGACUCCCGCGGGUCUCCAAGAGAUAUCCACGCUCGCAUGAGGAUACACAACAACCGUGUGGGACGACAGAUAGUGACUGACAACAUGACAAGGAAGUGCAAAUGUCACGGCACAUCGGGGAGCUGUCAGUUUAAGACCUGCUGGCAUGUGUCUCCAGAGUUCCGGCUCGUGGGGUCUUUACUCAAAGAAAAAUUCCUGACAGCCAUUUUUGUCAACUCUCAGAACAAGAACAAUGGGGUUUUCAACCCUCGGACAGAAAACGGCGCCAGCGGAAACACAGGGGGACUCAGCGGAGGGCGUCGUCGAAGCAUGUCCAGAGAGCUGGUGUACUUUGAGAAGUCUCCUGAUUUCUGUGAGCAUGACGCGUCCAUAGACUCUCCGGGUACACACGGACGCAUCUGCAACAAAACUAGCUACAGCACAGACAGCUGCAGCUCGCUGUGCUGCGGCCGCGGGCACAACAUCCUGAAACAGACGCGCAGCGAGCGCUGCAAUUGCCGAUUUCACUGGUGUUGCUACGUGCUGUGCGAGGAGUGUCGUCACACAGAGUGGGUCAAUGUGUGCAAGUAGACGGCAGUCCCCCGCCGCCAGUUCGAGCGCCUUUUACCCAUCCAGGACUCAAGAUGACGAGCCUGUCCCUUCUCCUGCUCCUGUUGUUCAGGCAUUUGUUUUUGCUUCUUGUGUAACUCUCCCAGAGAAUCUGUUUAUCCACCCCUCCACCCCCUUUUUUUUUAGUCCAUCAUCUGGGAUCUAUUUUCAUUUUGUAGAUGCUGUUAUUCUCAAAAUGCCAAGUCAGAGAUUGAAGAGGUGACUCAUGUCAUUUGUCUUCCCAUGGUCUGUUUAGACGCUGACCUUUCAGCCAUGAAAAUGGCCUAUACGUCAUCAUUUCUGUCCCACACAAAAAAACAAAAGGAAAAGAAGAAGAGCAACAGCAGAGGAGCAUCAAUAUCAGUGUCUACAUGCUGACUCAUCUUAUUGUACAGUAACAGUUUAUUUUAAUGUGUAUGUCUAUAUUUGUAAAUGUAUUAUUAAUAAUAUUAUUAUUGUGUUAGUGCCUGUCUUUUUCAUUUCAGUGAAUGAAAGAUUGAUGGUAUCCAUGUGGUUCAGGAUGGUGACCCAUUGCACUUAGAAAACAGUCUAAUUUUUUCCAGUUGCACACUCAUGUGUGGCUCUGAAAAGUACUAAUUUGGGAAUCUGUCUCGGAAUCUUUCUAGACAAGAGUUUUUUUACGGCUAGAAGAAGAAACGACAGAUGCAUUUCAGAAGUGCUGAUGAAUUUGACAGAGUGGUUUCUCACAUGAAGGACUUUCAGAAGCUCGUCCAAGCUUGUAUACUUCCAAACUCAAGAUGAGAAACUGGAAGUGACAUUCGUUUUGGAAACAAAUUCGGCCCUUCAAGUCUCUAGAUUGUGUGACUAAUCAUUCAGAUUUAUAUAAAGGUAACAAUAGUAAUUACUUCAUGAGAAUGGUUGCUAGUGGUGGUGUUUUUUUAUGAAUCUGUAUCAUUAUUGUGGCAGAAAAAUUCUUUCU